Molecule: messenger RNA, 6317 nt
Organism: Notechis scutatus (mainland tiger snake)
Lineage: Eukaryota; Metazoa; Chordata; Lepidosauria; Squamata; Elapidae
Source: RefSeq, a predicted model, not a curated record
CCUCGCUCGCGCCUGCCGGUUCCCAGGACAAUCCAGAGCCAGCGGGGAACGAGCGACGGCUGUUGGCUGCCACUCGGAUUGGAUUGGAUUGCCCCCCCACUCCCCUCCUGGCAGAGGCUUCACUUGACUGAAGCGGGGAAGCUCAUUAACCGGCCGCUUUGGGGGGUCAGGCUGGCUUUCGGCGCGCUUCCUCGGUCUUCGCUCCCAAUCUGUACGCGGCGGUAUGGGGGACCGGACGGAGAAGGCGCCUGUUUCCCUGCUCCUCGUCCUGUUGGCGGUUUUCUGCCAUGGUCGUAUUGUGAAGGUGCCUGAAGGACCAUUAAUACGAGUUGAGGAAACUGAAGUGGUGAUUCCAUGUAAUGUUAGUCAGUACGGUGGACCUAGUGAGCAGAACUUUGACUGGGAGUUCUCGACAAAUCUUGGUCAGGAUUCUAAGUUUGUACACAUAUUGAGUACAUGGGACCCUUGGUUUAUGUCUCCAGAAUAUCAAGAUCGGGUUAAUAGGGGAGAGAUCAUGUUAAGGCGAAAAAGCAACAGUGCUGUGGAAUUCGUGAUUGGAAAUAUUCGUCCUACUGAUCAAGGGAUAUACCGAUGUACUACACCCAGCACAGACAGUGUCGUCCAGGGAAACUACAAUGAUGUAGUUGAAGUUAAAGUGAUUGCAGAUGGCUUAACUGUUACUGGAUCGAACUUCUACUCCUCAUCAACUUGGAACGUAUCAGAAGGAGAUACAUUUCAAUUACGUUGCUCAGCUUCUACCAAUUCUACUGAACACACCCAUCUGCAAGUGUCUUGGGAGUUCAAGAGUAACCUUGUCUGGCAAGAAAUCCUUUCCCUGACACAUGAGGGCAAGUUCCGGACUGGCUCAGAAUACAGUGACCGCUAUAUCAGUGGGGAUGUGCGCCUGGAUGCUAUGGCUAAUGACAUUUACAGCCUGUCUCUGUCUCAGGCUCUUCCAACAGACGAAGGCGCUUAUAGGUGUCGAGUGAGUGAGUGGGUUAAAGGGGCAGAUGGUUCAUGGCAAAAGAUCCAAGAGAAGACUGCUGAUAUAGUAAAUUUGGUGGUGAAACCAACAUCUUUAGAAGUGUUCAUCACCAGGAGCAAUAUAUCUGUGAUGGAACGAGAAUCCCUUGAACUUACCUGCAACAUCACAACAGACAGAAGUGGUAUUUUCCAAACAGAAAUCACAUGGUAUUUCAAUGAAUCUCCAGAUGGCACCAUGGCAGAGGCUCAGGUUUUGCUGAAUGCUGACCGUGAUUUGGUAAUUAGUGAUUCCACCUUUAUCAGCCCCAGCCAUGUAGAUCGAAGUAAUUACAACCUGUUGAUGCGUGAUGUAGGCACUGAACACUCUGGUUACUACUACUGUCAAGCAGCGCUGUGGGUGCCGCAACACAAUGGCAGCUGGCAUAAGGUAGCAGAGAAGAUAUCGGUACCAGUCACUGUGGAAGUGGUGACAUUGGAACCAAAUUACUACGUGUUUCUGAAUGCUUCUAAAACACCCCUGUUUGCUGAGGAUCCCACAGAGCUUGAAUGUAGGAUCAUGGAGGUACAGAACACUGAAACAAAUGUUCGUUUCACUGUGUCCUGGUACUAUAGGAUGCCCACACGCAGUGAUGAAGUGGUAGAAUAUGAACUUCUGGCCACUAUGGAUGCAGACUGGACACUAGUACUUGGCGAGAAAAGCAAACAACGUGCUCAGAAUGGGGAAAUUAUUUUCUCUAAACCAAAGGUAGACAUCUUCCGCUUACGAAUCCAAUGGACUUCUGAAACAGAUAGAGGAGAAUAUUAUUGUGUAAUUUCAUCAUGGAGCAGACAGCGCAACAACAGCUGGAUAAAGAUCAAGGAUGUGGCUUCUAUGCCUGUAAGCAUUUUAUGGUCUACACAAGAUUACACACUAACUGUAGAGGCUGUGAAGCUGAAACCAUUCUUCAUGGCAGGGCAUACAUUUGAAAUGACCUGCAAGGUGUCAUCCCAGAACAUCAAGACUCCUCGUUAUUCAGUCCUCAUUACAGCAAUGAAGUCUCUUAGUGAUCGGACGAGAUCAAACGGCACUACUCGUAUCAUUUCUCUCAAUCAAGAUUCGGUAGUUAGACGGGAAGACUGGACAGACCAGGACCGGGUAGAUGGUGUAGUCUUGGAAAAAAUCCAAGAAAAUGAGUUCCGCUAUAGGAUGUACCAGACUCAGAUUUCUGAUGCCGGGCUAUAUCGCUGUGAGGUGACUGCAUGGUCACCAGGGGGUGGCGGCAGAUGGAGGAAGGCAGUUGAUGGUUUCUCCAAUCCUAUCCAGAUAGACUUCCAGACCUCAGGACCUGUUUUUAAUGUUUCAGUGCAUUCAGAUAGCCCAACCAUUUAUCGAGGUGAUCUGGUAAACUUGUUUUGCAUCAUCACCAUUGAAUCAACAGUACUUGAUCCAGAUGACAUGUCAUUUGAUGUCUCCUGGUUUGCCACACGUUCUUUUGCAAUGGACAAAGAACCUGUUUUCCUGGCUUCAGUAGAUCGGAAAGGAAUUGUGAAACAAGCAAGAAGAAAUGGGAGCAGUGAUCUCAGCUUAGAAAGAAUUUCCCCUAUGGAGUACCGGCUUAGAGUUCAUGGCUGUGAAGAUCAUGAUUUUGGCAAUCACUUCUGUUUGGUAACUCCUUGGGUGCGAUCAGCUGCAGAUGUUUGGCAACAGGAAAAGGAAAUAAAAUCUAAAGCAAUUCUUGUAACUGUGAAGAUGGAUGUGCUGAAUGCUUUCAAGUUUCCACUGUUGAUUGGCGUUGGGCUAUCUUCAGUUAUCGGUCUUUUAUCCUGUCUGAUUGGCUAUUGUAGUUCCCGUUGGUGUUGCAAGAAGGAAGUUCAAGAAACUAGGCGAGAGCGUCGGCGCCUUAUGUCUAUGGAAAUGGACUGAAGAAGAGAGAUGGAUGGCCUUAUUUUGGGGACAGAGGGAUUUUGGAAGGGCCAGAUUUACUCAGACUUGAGUCUGGUAAGCCAAAAUGCCCUGACAACAGAACCAUCUGAUCUUGAUCUGGAGCUGCUUUUUCUACCAAUGUUUCAUAUUGAGAACACGUGGUGCAUUUGUCAGCAUUUAGCUCUUUUUCCAAUGGCACUUUUUAUUGGGAUAGAAAUUUCAAAGGAAAACUGUUGCACAGACUUUUAAAUAAGAUCCACUACCAAAAGUUGUGAUUUACAAACAAAAGCAGACCCCUAUUCUUGAUUAAUAGGAGAGUGGAAUUGAAAUCGUUUGCAUACAGUUAAAAAAUCUGCCUUAUAACUAAGUGACCUCUCUAGAUAACAUCUCUAGAGAAGGAAGGAAAUGUUUCUGUGCAGUAUAUUUAAUGGAAAAUCCCUCUUGUGUCUUAGGUGAAAAUCAAAUUCUUUUUUAUUAUUAUUAUUAUUAUUUUUACAUGAUGCUGCUUCAGCAGCCUCGCAAACUGAUUUUUAGAAAACGUACUUUGUACAAAUUUGCUCUUACAGGGCCCACUCCAAUUGAUUUAUUUUGAGAAUCACAAUUGCUUUCUUUCAGUUAGAUAUGCUUGAGACUUAAGUCUUUCGAGAAGUACUAUCAGAUUUCCUGCUUCUUCUUUUCAUGCUGUGGGUUUUAUGUAAUUACUUACAUUUCAGAAAAUGGAUAGAGCCUGCUAAAUGUUCUAAUGAAAACUACAUUAUUAGUUCAGUGGUCAAAUGUCUAGAAAUCCUCUAUGGCUAAUUUGGCUAAUUUGGGGGCCGGCAGGCAGACCCUGACUAAUUACAAUAGUAAUGUGGAAUGAACUGUAAUAAAGUCAAGUACACAUUGCCACAGAUCCUUUUGGGUUAGCAAACAAAUGAUCAGAUUUCCAGCUUGCCACUUCAAUUAGACUUUGACACUGCAGGGUAAGGGUAUGAAAGGUGGAUGAAAAGGAUUGGAUAGGAGUAAGGGAAAAUGCCUAUCCCCAGUUGUUUCUUUGUGCAUGACACAAUGCCAAGGGCUGUGCCCUUCAAUGUACCAUUUACUGUAUGUAUUCACUAGGAAAGUGAUAAUUUUCCCACAGAUAUUUUUCCCUUUUUUCCCACAGAGUUCUUUUUUGGUGCUGUUAUAGAGCGAGACUUAGGUCUUGUCUUCCACAUACUGUUAUCCCACAGCCAUGAGACUGUCCUGUGAUUUAGGACAGUCCAUCUUCAAGCACAGCUAGUAUUUUCAAGCAAUAAGAAGUCUGAAUAAAAGUAUAAUAAAAUCAAUAUGCUUUAAAUAUAAUAUGAUUUGAAUCAAACUUAUACUGAAGUAAAAGCAUAAGAAUCAUUUUUCAAAAUGCUUCAGAGUGAACAGAAAAUGUUGAUCUUCCAAAUACACUGGUGUAAUAUGAGUUGAAUGUACAUUGUACACAGGUUGCAGACAUACAGAUUUAAUAAUGAUUAUUGCUGUCAUUUCUGUAUAUUCAUUAAGAAAUGGAAGAAUGUGUACAGAUCACUCAUUGUGCAUAAAUAUCCAUUCAACUUGCAUUGAUUUAGGUGCAUAUUUAUAAUUUUUUAAAUAUCCACUUAUAGUGUUAAACAGGUAUUUGAGCUAAGCCUCAUUGGAAACAUCUUUCAUAGACAUUCCAAGGAGUAUUAUUAGAGGACGGUCCAAUUUUAGCUACACGAUAUCAACUCAAAAUUGAUUUGGUUCCUCUUUGCUGUGUUAUAGUCCUGAUUUGUAUUGCUCUAUCCUAAUCAAGUGAUCAUAAAAUUGCAAUUGUAAUGUAGGGAUAUCCAAAUGGAUGAUCCUGGAAGGAUUUGCAUCUUGAGAGUUUAAAGAACUCUCUUCAAAUCUGUGACUUGGAAAGUUUAUAGAGCCAAUAUGGUUUGAGAUUGAGCUAUUUAGGAGGCUUAGCAAAUGAUUUGGCUGGCUGACCAAUCUUUUUUUUUUUCAGAAAGUCUUCUUCAUAAUGAACUGUUUCACACUUGACAUUUAUGCAUGACACUAGAUGUUAUUUAACUUGACAGACCACAACAUUUAACAAACCUCUUUGUCUUUAUUGUUUCCUAGUACGAGAUAAUUUUUGAGAUUAUUUUUUGCCCAUACAUUAAAACAUCUUAUUUCUACAGUAAAAUUGUGAUAAGGAAAGCACAAAUGAUACUUUCAUAUGUAUUUUUAUUUCGUAUGUUUUUUUGUUCUCAGAGUUUGAGGAAGAAACAAAAACAUACUUAAAUGCAAUAAUUAUGGAAUAGAUGAGCCCAGGAGAUUGCUUGAAUUUUCUCAAGCACUUGUUACACAUUGACAUUGUCUCUUUGUGGAAAGAAACUCAGGUUUGAUUCAGGAAUUCCUUGUUAUUCUUUGAGGAUUCCCUGUCUCUCUAGUUUUGCCCAUUCUUUUGGAUUGGAAAGAGAAGCAGUUCCUUCCAAGCAUCAAUUGGUCAGCAGGACAUAGUUCUUCCCUUUGGAUUUGAGGUGAUGCUUCAUGUCCUGUUCUGAACUACACCUGAAAUAGUACACUCUUUUUUCAAUUGUGCCAGUUUUAUAUCAUUCCUCAAACAGAUCUUUUAUCUCCAUAAGAUUUUUUUUCCCACUCCUACGUUAUGAUCAUUCUGUUUCUUAUUUGAGACUCAGAUUCUCAGUAUAUUUAUCAAAGCUUCAGUCAUGGGUUUAGCAGUCAAAUAUCCUAAGGGCUUCCAUUGAUCUGGUUUAUCAUUUUUGGCAUUUUCAACUUAAAGAAACUGAGGACACUUGGAAUGUGAAAUGAACUUGUUUUCAGAAGUAUCUUGAAUAAAGGAAAUGGAAUAUCUUUUGUUCAUUUUAAGAGAGAAGAUUCAAGUGCAGUUCUGGAUGAUUUUUAAAAUAUUUCCAGAAUAGCUUUGGAGGAUAAGAAUUGGACAAUUAUAAUGAUUCUGUGUAAUGUGUGUGUUUUUCUAUAAAAAAUAAAUGGUCUUUUUAUAAAAUCUGUUUUGUGGUCAUUGUGUUGAACUACGGAUUAUUUUUGCUUUAGGCACAGGAAUCUAGAUACGUUUUCCCAAUGGAUGGAUUCUUUUCUAUUGCAUUUAUAUCCCAACAUUUGCAUGACAUUUAGAGAAGAAAAAGAAUUGUAGUUUGGCAAUUAGUCUCUGUGAAUUUUGUUUUAUAGCUAAUUUUAUUUCAAAAUGAUGGAUUGAAAAGAAGUGAUUUUGCAACUGAAGUGUGUUCUCCCCUGUGCAGGGCUUAGUAUUGUGCUGAAAAUGUAUUGAGAGCCCUCAUCUUCUAUUAAUUAUGUUGAUAAUGCUGCAAUGGUAUUUUCUUAUAAGAAAUAAUCUCUAUAUGUGCAGUCUAGAACUAAAUUCCUUCAUUCCUUCAAGAUAAUGUUUGUGCAGAGAAAUUUCUUAUACUAGUAAGUUUUAUAAAUUGAUCCUGGC